Messenger RNA from Acytostelium subglobosum LB1, 450 nucleotides. RefSeq lists its product as hypothetical. The record is from RefSeq and is a predicted model, not a curated record. Bases 1 to 450 code for a protein of 149 amino acids. Lineage: Eukaryota; Evosea; Eumycetozoa; Acytosteliales; Acytosteliaceae. The transcript has 2 exons.
AUGUUGUCAUUUAGAACUGCUACAUCAUUGCUCACAAGCAGAGUCUCAACCAUGAGAUUCACUAGAUUAUACUCUUCAUCUGCAGUUGCCAACAACGAUUCAAGCUAUUUGGAAUCAUUGAACAAGCCAAACCUGACAAAGAAGUCAUUAGAUGAGGUGUUUGCAAAGGUUAACCAAGUGGUUGGCGCACCAGUGUACGACACAUUGAUUCAGAGAUACAACGCACUUGGUGAGGUGAUGGCAUGCGUCUCAGUGGCCAACUUUGCAAAGAUCAACAACAUCACUCUGUCAGAGUCAUCCUAUGACAUUAUCCAGGAGCACGUCGAGGACAAGAACGUCAAGCAGGAGGACGACACAGACUUCUCAAAGCUCAAUCACAUCUACGACGACUUCCUCAAAUACAAGGAGGCCAACACCCGACGACCAUGGUUGAACCAACCAAGAUCUUAA